Molecule: messenger RNA, 2142 nt
Organism: Melitaea cinxia (Glanville fritillary)
Lineage: Eukaryota; Metazoa; Arthropoda; Insecta; Lepidoptera; Nymphalidae
Product: glucose dehydrogenase [FAD, quinone]-like
Exons: 3
Coding region: 1-1857 (618 amino acids)
Molecular function (GO): flavin adenine dinucleotide binding; oxidoreductase activity, acting on CH-OH group of donors
Source: RefSeq, a predicted model, not a curated record
AUGGGCAUUCACGUACUUUUGGCAUCGACGGCUCUGAAAACCGUGAGCGUCACUGGUCUUUGGCUAAUACCACUAUUAUUGGGAGCAUUUACCUACCACAACUAUAAUUCAUACGAUCCGGAAGCCAAGGUUCACGAUAAGGAACCGAGGAUAGAAUAUGAUUUUAUAGUAGUAGGCGGAGGUUCCGCUGGCGCGGUGGUGGCAAAUCGAUUAACAGAAGUUAAGGACUGGAAUCUAUUGUUACUGGAAAGUGGACCAGAUGAAAACGAGAUCACCGACGUCCCUUCGUUAGCGGGCUACUUACAACUAACGAAGUUGGACUGGCAAUACAAGACGGAGCCUACAUCAUACGCUUGUUUAGGUUUUAAGAAACGUAGAUGUAGUUGGCCGCGGGGCAAGGUACUUGGAGGAUCCAGUGUCCUCAACUACAUGAUUUACGUAAGAGGAAAUCGAUAUGAUUUUGAUCAGUGGGAAUCAUUCGGAAAUCCUGGCUGGGCCUAUCGAGAUGUACUUAAAUAUUUCAUCAAAUCCGAAGACAAUAGGAACCCUUACUUAGCUAACAAUAAAUAUCAUGGUCGUGGAGGCUAUCUGACUGUACAAGAAGCACCAUGGAGAACUCCAUUAGUUGCCGCGUUCGUUGAGUCAGGAGUGGAGAUUGGAUAUGAAAAUAGGGAUAUCAAUGGGGAAUACCAGACUGGGUUUAUGAUCGCUCAAGGUACAAUAAGACGAGGAUCACGCUGCAGUACAGCUAAAGCUUUCUUAAGACCUGUGAGGACCCGCAGGAACCUUGACAUAUCUCUUAACUCACAAGCUACAAGAGUUCUAAUUAAUCCAAUAACAAUGAAAGCUUACGGAGUGGAAUAUGUAAAGCAUGGUGUUAAAAGAGUUGUAUAUGCCAGAAAAGAAGUUAUAUUGUCUGCUGGAGCAAUAAAUAGUCCACAACUGCUAAUGUUAUCUGGCAUAGGGCCUAAAGACCACUUAAGGAAUGUCGGUAUCAAAGUUUUAAAAGAUUUGCCUGUAGGAGAAAACUUACAAGACCACGUAGGGGUCGGAGGCUUGACGUUUCUAGUCGAUAAACCAGUAGCAAUUGUUCAAAAUCGCUUUCAAGCAUUCCCUGUCACUAUGAAUUAUGUAGUUAAUGAAAGGGGACCGAUGACAACAUUGGGAGGGUUAGAAGGGAUAGCCUUUGUAAAUACUAAAUAUGCUAAUAGCACGGGUCUAUGGCCAGAUAUACAAUUCCAUAUGGCACCUGCCUCGUUUUCUUCGGACAACGGUCAAAUUGUAAGAAAAAUUUUAGGUCUUACCGAUGAAGUAUAUGACACAGUAUACCGACCGAUAGCUAAUAAAGAUGCCUGGACUAUCAUGCCCCUUUUAUUACGCCCAAACACUCGGGGUUACGUAAGAUUAAGAAGUUCUAAUCCAUUCGACUAUCCGAUAAUGAAUCCACGAUACCACGAAGAUCGUUUGGAUGUAAACAGACUUAUCGAAGGUAUAAAAAUAGCACUUCAGGUUGCCAAUGCCUCUCCGUUCAAACAGUUCGGAUCAAAGCUAUAUAUGAAACCAUUGCCGAAUUGCAAACAAUAUAAAUUUAUGUCAGACGAAUAUAUCGAAUGCCAAGUGCGAACAAUAAGUAUGACAAUUUACCAUCAGUGUGGAACUACGAAAAUGGGUCCAUCUUGGGACCCAGGGGCUGUCGUCGAUCCAAGACUUCGUGUACAUGGUAUAGAAGGGCUAAGAGUUAUAGACGCCAGUAUAAUGCCGACUAUAGUCAGCGGUAACACAAAUGCUGCUGUCAUUAUGAUUGGAGAGAAGGGCUCAGACAUGAUAAAGGAAGAUUGGUCGAAACAAAAGAGAUGACAGCAGUGGAAAACAUAAGGCACUGUAAAUAUUUGUAUAUUAUUGAAAUAACUAUAAUUAUGUUAGUUACCAUACAUUGAACCAAAUUUCUUAGAAAUAGGAAUAUGAAUGUAUUGAUAAGAUUUUUACUUAAAUAUUGUUAAUUAAUUGUAACUUAAUAAUUGACAAGUUCUAGUUUUCGCAUAAGAUUUUUUUUUUUUUGUUAUUAUUUUAACUAUUUCGUUUAGUGCCAUAUGUAUAAUUCUAUAAUACUAUUGUUUUCGAAUAAAAACCUAAAAUAUUUUA